This is a messenger RNA of Cyprinus carpio (common carp), 2974 nucleotides long. It is a transcript of the gene radil2b, whose product is annotated as ras-associating and dilute domain-containing protein. The record is from RefSeq and is a predicted model, not a curated record. Gene Ontology annotation, biological process: substrate adhesion-dependent cell spreading; signal transduction; neural crest cell migration. Gene Ontology annotation, cellular component: microtubule. Gene Ontology annotation, molecular function: GTPase binding. The transcript is spliced from 13 exons. NCBI's taxonomy places the organism in Eukaryota, Metazoa, Chordata, Actinopteri, Cypriniformes, Cyprinidae.
CACGUGUAGCUUGUCUCAAUAUCCAGUAAGUUGUCUGUGUAGACAACAUUUGUAGGCAUGACAGGCACGCGCAGCAUUUUUAACGGAGCUGACUCGGGAACGCGCCCAUGAUGCCCACAAGUGCUGCCCACGUAGACAGUUCAGCGCGUUUGAGACGCAGCGCUUUAGCAGCAGAAAGUUUCCUUCUGGAUGUCAUUCUGCUCACAGCAUUGAUUUGAAGAGUUCACGCUGCUUGUGGAGUAUGAUAUGUGUGCUCAUUCUAACCGAGCCGUUACUUUGACGACACGAGCUCUGGACAGCUUUGGGAAUGAUGAUCGGUAACGAGCGGAGCUCACAGACAUCCAAGCCGCCUCCUCCAGCCUCACCUGCGGCUUUACCGCUCAGCGCGUCCCGCAGAAGAUUCUCCCGGGUCGGGAGGAAACACAGCAAUGGAUCCGUCCAGUCCAGCUCAUCCAGCGGCACGGGCAGAUCUACGGAGAGCGUGGGAAUCCGCCAGCCAGCGAAGAACAAGAUCCGGCGUCACCAGCACCGUCUGUCGGCGGUGUUCGGCCGCGGGCCCAGAGCAGGUUCUGGAGAGAUGGCCGCUGAGGGAGAGGACGCACUGGUGACAGACGACCCCUCCGAACUGUCCAAUCACAUCACAGCUCCAGGCAUUCUAAAGAUAUUUGGCACGGAGAUCUGUGAAGGAGCCAACUACAAGAGCGUACUGGCCACGACACGCUCCAGUGCCAGAGAGCUGGUUAAAGAGGCACUCGCCAGAUACUCCCUGAGCAAAGAAGACGCUGAUGACUAUGUGUUAUGUGAUGUGAUCGGCUGUAUUGGAAACCAGUGCUGGAGGACCGAAUGUGUUCGUGUGGUGGGAGACAAUGAGAAGCCGCUGCUGCUGCAAUCGCUCUGGAAACCCAAAGAAGGAUUCGCUCGACGCUUUGAGAUCCAGCACAAAGCCACUGUAGAAGAAAACAACUCUAAAGACCAGGACACUGUGACCGCUGGUAUAAACGCACAGGCACGUAAGCUGCAGAAGACGCGCUGCAGAGGGAAAUCCGUGCCGCUUGACGUAUGCAUGAGUGACGACGCCGUGGACGGCAGACACAAUCUGUUUAAGAGUCUCAGUGACUCAGAUCUGACAGCUGAAGCUCAAAGCACCUGUACGGAGCGAACGCAGGAGGAGGAUCCAGAGGCCGAGGCCGACAAAGCUACACAGUGUCCUGCUAAUGAACGGGAGGAGACGGAGAGCAGCGAUGACAGCGCCACACAGUAUUCCAUUCACCCGCCUCUGGACUUCCCAUACUUCCUGCUUCUGCAGGGCUUCAGUUACAGACAGGAUUUUGUCAUCUAUGCCCUGAUCAAUACCUGCACGGUAUUCGGACGCCACGUUGAACAAGCUCACAAUGAGACUGAGAGUGAUGCCGAUCGCAUGAAUCUCUGGGCUCCUGAUCUUCUGCCCGAUCACUGCAGAGUCACUCGGGGGUCAGCGGUCGGACGGUCCGGGGCCGAGACCCGACUGAAACCCCUCAACAGAGCAAAGGUCAAGAGGAACGGAGCCGUCAUCAAGCACGAGGUGGAGCUGCAGUCAGGAGACGUCAUCGCACUGGGCGAUCAUUACCUCUUCAUGUAUAAAGACCCCACCUGUCCAAAGGUCGCGACCCCUGCAGAAGCGGCUCAGACGAGCAGACGGCCUCCUCUCUGUAAAUCGUGCGUGAGAGCGAGAGCCUGCUUCAGAGACGUGGAUGGAGCAGAGCUGCUUCUGCCGUAUGACGUGGAGCAUGAGUCCAGGGUCCUGAAGGAGAUCUUCAGCGUGGUGGAGCGGGAUCCGGCCGCACACAAACUGACCGCGGCCUUCCUGCUGUGUUUGUGUCUCCAGCAGUCCGCCGCUCACUUCUCAAUGCCGGCUCUCCGGCGGCUGCUGCUACAGAUGGCCAACGAGCUGCAGACCAUCGUAUGGGAAAAGGCAAAGGAACUCGCAGCUUUGCAGCCUGAAAUAAGUGAGCCAGACGCGGCAGACUGGCCGUCUGGUGCUGACAGACUGAUCCGAGGCCUGGAGCCGCUGGUCCUCUGGAUGUCCAACUCCGUCCAGAUCCUUCACUUCAUCCACCAGGAGGUUCCUCGUCUGCUGCACGGAGUCUCUCAGGAGGAGGAGGAGGAGGAGGAAGACUGCAUUGCGGUGCUGGAGCUGCGGCUCUCCUCCGUGCGCUCGGCCAGUGAGGAGGCCAUGACGGUCCUGGAGGAGGUCCUGAUGUUCACCUUCCAGCAGUGUGUCUACUAUCUCACCAAGAUGCUGUACCCGCUUCUCCCCGGCAGCGUGGCGUGUGCCCAGUCGAGUCUGCGUCUGCUCCCGAGCGUUCCAGCGUGCCAUCCCGGACAUCCAAGCGCAGACGCAGCUACUUAUCCUAACUCUUUCUUCGUCCUCAACGCUCGCUCACGGCGGCAUGAUGUUCAGGGUUUCUCUAAUUCUCAUGUGAUGCUCCUCUCGUGUGAAGGGUCCGGAGGAGCGUUUUACUGCUGGUCCCGUGGAGUCCAGGUCAGGGCCAAUCUGGAUCUGCUGAUGGACUGGGCUCACGGAGCCGGACUCGCGGAUCUGGCUCACACUUACCUUCUCGGGCUUUAAUGUGGUGGAUAUGCUGGACAGGAAGAAGUUCUGCAGAUGUCGUGGAAGGCUCUGCGGAUGGAGUUCCCGUCUCUGAACGCGGCUCAGCUCCAUCACAUACUGAGAGAGUACGAGCCACGGCGCUCCUGUCCCGCAGCGUGGACGCCCUCCGGCGACGAGGACGAGGCGCUCGCAACCGCUGACCUCCUGGAGAGCUUCGAUCAGCAUCCUCCUCUCAUCCUCCCUGCAGACGGCUUCAUACUGCAGCUGAGAAGAGCAGUCAGUGACACGCAGCUCAUUACACAGCUGCAGCGCUUUCAGAGAUUCAUCAGAACCAUCACAGACCCACAGUCAGACCCACAUAGCAGGAACACAUUCCAGCAGUGA